AGAAACACAUCAAAGAGCACCACGAGGAGGUUCGGGAGAGGCCCUGCCCUCAUCCCGGCUGCAACAAGGUGUUCAUGAUCGACCGGUACCUACAGCGUCACGUGAAACUCAUCCAUACAGAGGUACGGAACUACAUCUGUGACGAAUGCGGGCAGACCUUUAAGCAACGCAAACACCUCUCGGUCCACCAGAUGCGGCACUCGGGAGCAAAGCCCCUCCAGUGUGAAAUCUGUGGUUUCCAGUGCAGGCAGCGAGCGUCGCUCAAGUACCACAUGACCAAACACAAAGCCGAGACGGAGCUGGAGUUUGCCUGCGACCAGUGUGGGAAGCGCUUCGAGAAGGCCCAUAACCUUAAUGUCCACAUGUCCAUGGUGCACCCUCUGACCCAGACUCAGGACAAAGCCAAGCCACUGGAGCCAGAGCCCCUUCUCCUCCUAAAUACUUCAGGGACUUCAGAAAGCCAGGCGGUAAAGCCAGAAGUGACUGCACAGCAGGAGCCCACCUGAGGGGGACGGGGAAGCUUGCCCAGUCCAGCCCUAUAGAAGUGGAGAUUUUUAAUCUACGUUUUAGUCUCCCCGCCCCCCACCCCCCAAAAAAAAACCAAACUCAGUGGAAUUAGCUUCAGCUUGCUCAGAAAAAGCUUGUUACCAUGCUGUGAUUCUCCAUGCUCACGUCUGAUUCAGCAGUGUUGUACUAAGAGUCUGUCUAAUCCCGGGGGGAUGGAUGUUCGGCAGCACCCCUUCGUGGUUCCCCCUUCUCCCCACGCGCACAGGUGUAGAAACAACGUUGGCCACAACUGUCCCCUGCCUGCACAAGCUGCUGCCUGUACAGAAGGGCCCUCGGGGGCCUCUGAGGGUACAGAGGACAGAGGAGCAACUACUUUGUUUUGGGGGAGGGAAAAAAAAAAAAAAAAAAAAAUUAUGAUUCCCAAAGCAAGUCUAAACUGAAAUUUGUAACCUACUUUUUAUUGUAACAAGAGCUUCAUGGUUAUGCUUGUAAUAAAUUAUUUACAAAGU
Messenger RNA from Leptosomus discolor (cuckoo roller), 1016 nucleotides. The record is from RefSeq and is a predicted model, not a curated record. NCBI's taxonomy places the organism in Eukaryota, Metazoa, Chordata, Aves, Leptosomiformes, Leptosomidae.